AUGUUGUCUCAAGCUCUGGAUAGCGGUCGCCGUAUCCGCAGGCACAUCAUGACAUCAUUCUUGUUCACAAAGUCCGAUGUGUUGACAGUUCUUAUCCCAAUCACCCUAUCUACCUUCGCAACUGCUCCCCAUCCCGAUGUAACUCGCGUGCCGGACAUCAUCAUAUGGAUAUGGCUGCACCUCCUGAAACAUGAUAUAUAUAACCAGAUGCUGGAUCCAGAGGAGGACCGGAAAAACAAGCCUCAUCGACCUAUCCCUUCUGGUCGUAUAAAUGUCCAAAAUGCGGCGGAUGUGCGCUGGCUGCUAGUGCCAGUCUGCCUGAUAUUUUCUGCGAUGUAUGGCAUCAAGGUUCUUGCUUGCAGCGCUUGUCUAGAAGCCCUCAGCAUUUGGUACAAUGAGUUUGGUGGCGAUAGGACUUGGCUUUCGAAGAACCUAUUGACGGCCAUCGCAUAUACAAUUCUUGAAUUAGGUACAACCAUCGUACUUGGAUCUAGUAUGGACAACAUUUUGGCACGUGCAGCCGCCUUCAACUUUGUAAUGUUUGCAACGACGAUUCACGCGCAAGAUUUUAAAGAUGAGGAGGGAGAUCUAUUGGCAGGAAGACGCACUCUUGUCACUUUGUUCCCUACCUUUGCACGCAUGUCCAUGACGAUUGGCAUCCCACUUUGGUCACUCUGCCUUAGCAGACUUUGGGAGGUAGAUAUUUUCUGUUCUCUCGCAUUCAUGGCGUACGGAACUAUUGUCGGGGCGAGAUUCAUGGUUUAUAGGACCGCGAGUGCGCACAAACAGUCGUGCAAACUAUAUAGCCUCUGGUUUGCCCUUGUGCACAUACUCCCCGGUUAUUGGCGAUUUUUCUACAGCACUUGA
Messenger RNA from Suillus plorans, 867 nucleotides. Its product is annotated as UbiA prenyltransferase family. Gene Ontology annotation, cellular component: membrane. The record is from RefSeq and is a predicted model, not a curated record. NCBI's taxonomy places the organism in Eukaryota, Fungi, Basidiomycota, Agaricomycetes, Boletales, Suillaceae. The transcript has 4 exons. Bases 1 to 867 code for a protein of 288 amino acids. Gene Ontology annotation, molecular function: transferase activity, transferring alkyl or aryl (other than methyl) groups.